AUGUCUAUUUCUACGGUGUUCAGUAAUGGCACCAAAGCCGUCAAAAAAUCUGCGUUAUCGUGUCCUGGGCAAGGCUUAGACUUGCUGGCGGCAUUUGCUGGCUUCCACAAACACAAAAAUCUCUUUAAACGAUUCUUGGAUGAGGUUGACGAUGCCUUGGGUGAAAACUUGUCACUGAGUCUUUUCGAUAAAAAUCCCCAAUUGGACUUGAUGAGGACAUACUAUGCCCAGCCAGCCAUACUCACAGCCACGGUAUGCAUCCACGAGUACAUUCGCCGAGUUCAUGGCGUAGAUCUCAUUCGUCAGCCAGAAGUGGAAUACAUUCUUGGUCAUUCUUUGGGCGAAUAUUCCGCUUUGGCUGUUUCUGGAAUGCUUGAGCUUGGUACAGCGGUACAGCUAGUUCGCAAGAGAGCACAAUUGAUGGAAGAUUUGGUGCUUAACAGCAAAAAUUAUGAAAUGAAAGCUCUCAUGUUUCGAGCACCAUUUUUUGAAAAAGUGCUAAAACACUGCGACGACAACCAAAUCUUGGCAAACGUUAACACUUGCCAGCAGAUAGUGGUUGCUGGAGAAAAACAAAAAAUACAGGCGGUUUUGGACCAAUUGCCGAAAAGAACAAUUGCAAAAAUUACAGCUUUACCGGUAAAAAUUCCCUUCCAUAAUGAAAAGCUUCGUCCAAUGGAAGCAAAAUUGCUGAAAUGGAUAGAACAUAAAGAGAUCAAACUGCCAAUUAAACCUUUCAUACUAAACUUGACAGGAAAAAUUUCGCUGGAUCCGCAGCAUAUACUAUCGUCUAUUCUACGCACAAACUCUUGCCCAGUUCAGUGGGUCAAGUCAAUGGAGACUCUCAAAGCAGAGGGUAUCAAUACAGUCUAUGCUUUGGGACCCGGAGAGAUACUAAGUGGACUCAAUUCGAAAUUCAUGGAGAGCAUUUCUCUUUCUGAGCCAUAA
Messenger RNA from Meyerozyma guilliermondii ATCC 6260, 948 nucleotides. It is a transcript of the gene MCT1, whose product is annotated as [acyl-carrier-protein] S-malonyltransferase. Gene Ontology annotation, biological process: fatty acid biosynthetic process. The record is from RefSeq and is a predicted model, not a curated record. The coding region runs from base 1 to 948 and encodes 315 amino acids. Gene Ontology annotation, cellular component: mitochondrion. Gene Ontology annotation, molecular function: [acyl-carrier-protein] S-malonyltransferase activity. The transcript has a single exon. Lineage: Eukaryota; Fungi; Ascomycota; Pichiomycetes; Serinales; Debaryomycetaceae.